Molecule: messenger RNA, 279 nt
Organism: Cooperia oncophora
Lineage: Eukaryota; Metazoa; Nematoda; Chromadorea; Rhabditida; Trichostrongylidae
Source: the annotation of a GenBank genome assembly
AUGAAGCGCAGUAUCGACCAGAACUACAUGCUGUACGAGAACGAGAUCCGAGAGCACGGGAGACGAGCAGCACUGGCGUGUUUCUCGCCAAGCAUCGAUGAGGGUAAUAGAAAUGACCGCUGUGUUCUCAGUCAAAAUGAUCUCAACCAGGUGGCAUGGGAUCGUCAUGGACCUCUCAGGGACUGCACAAUUUGUAGGACUUUCGCAUCUGGCGCACUGAAGGCAUUGAAAUCGACUCCGGCAGAGGAUCAGAAGUGUAUCCGAACUGAGAUCACUAAA